CGUACAAUAUUUGGCAAAUGGAUUACUCAAUAGCAUUGACGAAAACAAAAUCUUUUCACAAAAAAUUGUUUAUUGGAAUCUUUGAUACGUAGAGAGUUUGUUGCGGUGGUAAUUUCAGUCUGCAGCCUGCUCCCAUGCACAGAGGGCGAGAAUAACGGAAGCGGAGCAUUUGUUUACUAUUGAAAAUGCCAAACAUUUUCCACAUUUUCAGUCCGAUUUUUGGUACUUUUCAUCGCCGUCAUGGCCACUGCUACACCCAUCGCGGGCAGCAGCCCGUUUGCAACGCAGCUCUUCCAAGCCAUUGUUAGUGAACGGCCAAAAGAGAAUGUCAUCGUUUCGCCUGUGUCAAUAGAAACCUGUUUGGCUUUGGCCUAUCUCGGUGCUGAAGGUCAGACAGCUGCAGAAUUGGCGUCGAUUCUACAACUCCCUCGGGGUGACAAAAAAAGCAUCGCUGCAAAAUUUGCCAAACUCUUCGAAAGGACAAAAUCAGAAAGUCGGGGAACUGCCACAUUCCGACUCGCCAAUCGCAUUUAUUUGGACCAACGUUUUCAAUUAUCAUCAAACUUUAAUGAAAUAGCCGAAAGUCAACUACAUUCCCAAGCCGAAAAUGUGCACUUUGCUGAAGCUGCUUUAGCAGCAGAGAAAAUUAAUUCAUGGGUUGAAGAACAAACGGACAAUAGAAUUCAAAAACUGGUCAGCGCCAACAGCUUGGAUGUCAAUACGGCUGUAGUGCUGGUGAAUGCGCUCUACCUCAAAGCUAAAUGGGUGAAUCAGUUCGAGAAUGAUUCCACAUCCGCGCAGGACUUUUUCGUAGGUGUGGCACAAAAGGUGAAAGUAGAAAUGAUGAAGCAAUCAGAUCAAUUUUUAUACGCCGAAUAUAAGGAGCUCGACGCAACGGCUAUUGAAAUGAAAUAUGCCGAUACAGAUGUUUCGAUGUUGGUAGUGCUGCCGAAUGCCGUUGAUGGACUAGCGUCUUUGGAGGAGAAAUUAAAAAAUAUAGAUUUGAUACAGUUAUUUGCCGCUAUGAGUCUUGAAGAAGUUGUUGUGCAGUUGCCGAAGUUCAAAUUUGAAUUGAAUCUUUCGCUGAAACCAGUCUUGGAGCAGCUGGGUGUAUCCACUAUGUUCAGUGAUAAAGCAGAUUUCAGCAGCAUGCUGGCGAAGAAAGAUAAUCUGGCUAUUUCUGAAGCCCAGCACAAAGCCUUUAUUGAGGUUAACGAAUCGGGCACAGAAGCGGCGGCGGCCACAUAUCUAAAGUUUGUGCCGUUGUCGGCUAAAUUAACGCAGCACAUAUACCACUUCGUUGCCGAUCAUCCCUUUGUGUUUGUAAUCAAAGAUAACGAAAAUGUGUACUUCAUAGGACAUGUUACAAAUUUCUAAAUUACAGUUAUUUAUAGUUUACGUAUGUAUAUUUUUAGACUGAAAUAUAAUUUCUUAACAAGACUACGGUCGUGAACAUGAAAAAACAUCUUGAGAACGAACUGAACUAUGUAUGUAUGUGCCACUGGGCGUAUAAGUAAUUUGAAGGAAUUGAGAUUUGCACGGGCAAGUUUUCAGGCAGUUAGCUCAUCAAUAUCCAAACACACACCUUUUUAACAGCGCAUUUCAUGUGAAUUUUUUAUGUAUUUAAAAUGGAGAUAUGCAAUGAUAUCACAAAUAAAUUACCCUUUCCACUAUAUUACAGUGAGUUAUGCCAGUUUCUUCUUCACACACAAGUAAUUUCCCUUUCUUUUUGUUUGUGUACUCAUGGGCU
Molecule: messenger RNA, 1750 nt
Organism: Anastrepha obliqua
Lineage: Eukaryota; Metazoa; Arthropoda; Insecta; Diptera; Tephritidae
Product: serine protease inhibitor 42Dd-like
Exons: 5
Coding region: 241-1377 (378 amino acids)
Molecular function (GO): serine-type endopeptidase inhibitor activity
Source: RefSeq, a predicted model, not a curated record